This is a messenger RNA of Mucor velutinosus, 3327 nucleotides long. RefSeq lists its product as uncharacterized. Gene Ontology annotation, molecular function: ATP hydrolysis activity; ATP binding. The record is from RefSeq and is a predicted model, not a curated record. Bases 1 to 3327 code for a protein of 1108 amino acids. Gene Ontology annotation, cellular component: cytosol; peroxisome; peroxisomal membrane. Gene Ontology annotation, biological process: protein import into peroxisome matrix. NCBI's taxonomy places the organism in Eukaryota, Fungi, Mucoromycota, Mucoromycetes, Mucorales, Mucoraceae. The transcript is spliced from 12 exons.
AUGCCCAAACCACUCAUUGUACAGUUCACGCCUAUCAGGUCCUGUCUUGUCAAUUUGCCAGGCAAAUGGGUGAAUGCCUUGUUGGAUCAGAAAAAGCUGCCUCAAAAUGUUAUCUUGGAGGUCGUAAGCGCCUCUAAUAACAACGCAGACAAGUUGCCAGCAAAGAAGAUAUAUUGCGGUUGGUCGGGUGAAGCAUCCAAGCCUUUGCAGCCUAACUCUGUUUUCAUUCAUGGUGCAAAUGGAAAGCUUGAUGUGUUGGAGAUGGACCCUCAAUGGGGCAUGGCAGUUGGGUUGCAAGAUGGACAAAAGGUCAAUGUCGAAUUUUGCAGAAAUGUACCUGUGUGUACUACUGUUCAUGUGGAGCCUUUGACGGAGGAUGAUUGGGAGAUCUUGGAACUACAUGCAGGCUAUGUAGAAGAGAAUUUGUUGAGCCAAAUUCGAGUAGUGUAUACAAAUCAAAUUAUGUGUGUUUGGAUCCAUGGUAAAACGCUUGUACGAUUAGCUGUCGCUGAAUUGGAUCCCAAGCAGGAGUUUCUCAAGUUGACCAACCAAUCCGAAGUGAUUGUUGCACCCAAAGUGCGCAGACAAGCGACAACAGCAGCUGAAGAAGUGUCUGAUUUGCAACCUCAACCACAGCCCAAGAAGGUGCAGCCUUCCAUUGGCCUUCGUACCUGUACUGCAGUGAGUGUGGAUGCUCUCUCUGUCAAAAUCCACCCUGAUUCCAUGGGAGCACUAGGCCUGCAAUGCGAACGAGUGCGACUCACCAAACUUGUGCCUGCAUUCAUGUCCAAUGCAAGCAAGAAGAGAGACGAGGACCAGCCAGCUCAAGAAGUGGAAGACGUGCCAGUGGCAAGAGCCGUAUUUGCCAAUGUGGUAGUGACCAAGGAGGUGCCUUUACGACACAUUGUAAUUGGAUCUGUGCUGAAAGAUACACUGGAUAUAAAGGAUUUCGACAUGGUCAAAGUCUCCACCAUUGGCAUCAAAAAGAAUGCAGUUGGAUCUUUGAUUUUGAAGCGAUUUGUGACACCUACGCCAUCAUCAUCGACUAUCAAAUUAGGUCUGGAGAGUGUUCAACAACUAGCUCAACAGAAACUGACAUUGGAAAAUGAGACUACAAAAGCACUGCAAGAAUGGCUGUCUCAGCAGGAAGGGGAAUUUACGCUGAGUCAUGGCCUGUUGUUGAAUCUAAAGGUAAACGACAAGCAAGAGCAGUUCCUUGUACAACUAGGAGCCAAGAAGGGAUUAUUCGGUAAUAGCAACAGUCAAGCACCGACAGAUGCAGAGCAAUACAUCGUGACCAACAACAAGCAAGCCAUCCCUAUCGAAUUUGCACAAGACAUCCAGAAACAGCCUACUGCUGCAGACAAGAAGGGAAAGGCGCCUACUGAUAUUGUCCUGGGCGGUGUUGAUAAAGUGCUGCAAAAAAUUGAACAAUAUACGCUGGCCAACUUAUCUGAGCGUGAUUUGAAGGACACCUUAAGUGUACCUGGAUCAGGCGGUGUGCUUGUCACCGGCACGCAUGGUUCUGGCAAAACGAGCGUUGUCAAGACCAUCCUCAACAGCGUGCGAUCAUCUUGGAUUUACACUAUGGAAAUCAAUUGCUCAGAGAUUGCCGACGAGCGCAUUCCUGUGUUCAAAGAGAUGCUGCAGAGAUGGUUUGAUGAAGCAGCCUGGCACGGGCCCUCUUUGAUCUUCUUUGACGACUUGGAUCGACUCAUUCCUGCCGAGGUUGAACAUGCAGACUCGACUCGUAGUCGCCAUCUUGCCGAACUCUUUGUCAGCAUGGCACAGAUUGCAUGCCAACGACACCCCAUUAUGAUGGUGGCCACUGCUCAGCAACAACAAUCACUGCAUCCUGCGUUGAUCACUCACCAUAUAUUCAGCGAGUUGAAGCAUCUUCAGCCACCCAACCGCGAUGAGCGCAAAUUGAUUAUGCAAGCCAUCAUGUCUCAUGGGCCUAGUGUGCUGACAGAGAGCCUCUCACACAUUGAUCUGGUUUCAGUUGCAUCAGAAACUGAGGGAUUUUUAGCAGCGGAUAUCAAAGCAUUCAUUGAAAGAACCGUACACGAAGGAGCAGUCCGUAGCAUCAAAAAGAAGCUGGAUGAUAUUAAGCAAGGCGAGAUUGAAGACGCAGUAAACAAGCAGGAAUUGCGAUUGACACAAGCCGACUUUACCAAGGCACGCGAAGGAUUCGUACCAACCUCGCUUCGUGGUGUUAAACUUCAAAGCUCAGGUGUUAAUUGGUCUGAUAUUGGAGGUCUCAAUGAAACGAGAAAGGCGUUAUUAGAGACAUUGGAAUGGCCCACCAAAUACGCAGCCGUCUUUGCACAAUGUCCUCUUCGAUUGAGAUCAGGUCUACUCUUGUAUGGCUAUCCUGGCUGCGGCAAAACCCUAUUAGCAUCUGCAGUAGCCAAAGAAUGUGGCUUAAACUUUAUUAGUGUCAAGGGUCCUGAGAUUCUGAACAAGUACAUUGGUGCUAGUGAAAAGUCUGUGCGUGAUUUAUUUGAAAGAGCACAAGCAGCCAAGCCCUGUGUCCUCUUCUUCGAUGAAUUUGAUUCGAUUGCGCCUCGCAGAGGACACGAUAGCACUGGUGUAACAGAUCGCGUAGUCAACCAAAUGCUAACACAAAUGGAUGGUGCAGAAGGUUUAGAUGGUGUCUAUGUGUUGGCAGCUACAAGUCGCCCUGAUUUAAUUGAUCCAGCUCUACUCCGCCCAGGUCGACUUGACAAAGCAUUAUUGUGUGGCAUGCCAACAUUUAAUGAGAGAUUAGAGAUUCUCAAAGCACUUGCCUCCAAAAUGCAAUUGGCAGCAGAUGUCGACUUGAAGGUGUAUGCCGAAAAAACUGAAGGAUUCUCGGGAGCAGAUCUCCAAGGCUUUUUGUAUAACGCACAUUUGGAAGCGAUUCAUGGUGCCAUUGAUAUGGAUACCUUCAAGGAGGCACAGAAUAUCAAGUCAGCAAACAAUGCCAGCAGCGACAAAAGUGAUUUCGUGAUGAAUCAAACCAAAAAAGUGCCAUUGACAUUAGCCGAGAAGGGGCAAAUAUCACAGCGAUUGGCAAUGAUCAAAAAGGGCAAACUGUCAUCACCAUCAACAUUAAAGGAUGCGUCAGAUUCCAAAGAGAAAAACAUACCAUCUGAGCAUAGCAGUGAAGCUAAAAUCACUCGCAGUUAUCUCGAGAAAUCGCUCAAAUCCACAAGACCAUCGAUUACCGCAGAAGAAGCACAUCGAUUAGGAUUGAUUUACAAUGAAUUUGUUACUGGCAGAACGGGUGAGCUCCCAAAUGGUGAAGGCGAUAAAGGCGUUGGCAAGCGCUCCACCCUGGGUUAA